UGUCCCAGUCCUAGGAAAUUUGUCGGGAAAAUUCCUUUUAUUUGUAUCAGAGCCUGCGUUUAAUUUACAGGGACUACCGAGGUACAGUCCGACGCGUAGAACGCUAUAAAUAUAAUCGAUAAUUUGGUUCUAUGUUAGUGUGUACCGAGCCGUAACGCUAACUCCGUGCGAUUUCGAGAUUUCGCUGCUUUACACAGCAUUACAGUUGGAAUUACUUUGUUUUAGGCCAUAAUGAGUGCAAUAGCGCAACAAGAAUCCUUGGUGAAGGAGAGUCUCUUUCAUUUUAUUACCAGAAACAUUCCCUCGGCCGAUUUAAAUGUAAUUGAUGAUAUAGUGCUCUCCUAUGUGAUUUCCAUACUUGAAGAGGCUUCCCAAGACCCCUGCUUCGAUGUCGAUGGUUUCGUAGAGAUGAUGGCCGCCUACAUGCCGGAGUUCUCUCGCAUCGAAAAAGCACAAGUGAGCUCGUGGGUGAUUGAGCUAGAAGCUGAGCUCUCACGUCGUGAUGAGACCGACUCACUCAACGAUGAUUCUGCAGGCAGCGACCGUAUCAACCUCACGCUGCAGAGCCUUAGCGAGAUGCUGCCUCCAGCCGCCCCGGCCAAGGCUGUUCGAUCUCACACCAACUCUGAGAGUUCUGAGGGAGCGGAGGGCGGUCGUCGUGCUCCUAUGAUGGAUGGUGAUGAACUCUCCGCUCAGUGCGGAGUGUUGCAGGAGAUGUUCCCGAACACUUGCACCAUGGAGAUCAAGCACUGCGUAUCCAUAGCCAACGGUGACGUCGAACGCGCGGCCGCCACGCUGCUACACCGGCGCGAGCAAGGACAAGCGCUGUCGGCGGCCGCCUUGCACACCGUGACGUCACGCCAGCCGCUGUGCGACGACAGCGAGCUCAAGAGCCGUAUUAUCGCGCGUUACUCCUACGUGGACAAGAAUUCUGACCAAAAGGAGCACAAGCCGCUCGCUCCAAAGAUAGAGCCGAAGAAGAUGGUCCGCUACAGAGACAACAAGAUCGUCUCGCUCAAGGGGGAGAGGUACACUGAGGUGCCAAGAUCCGGAGCCGACGAGGAGCAGUUAAAGAAGCCCAAAAAACAGCAUUGCCCUUAACCAUUACAACCACGUCAGUACGGUAACGCGGCCCUGCCCGCUUCAUCCUCCGCACGCCCCUCCCCUGUGACGUCACGCGACGCCCGCGCACACGUUAAUAUAAGCCCUAGUUUGCAGGAUUUUGAACGUUAUCACCUUGAGAAUAAGACGCGUUUUUCAACGGAUAGUAAAAGGCCAGAACACUCUAAGAUUGUGUCCGAUUUGCAGGAAUUUGAACGUUAUUGCUUUGAGAAUAAGACGCGUUUUUCAACGGAUAGUAAAAGGCCAGAACAUUCUAAGAUUGUGUCCGAUUUGCAGGAUUUUGAACGUUAUUGCUUUGAGAAUAAGACGCGUUUUGCAACGGCUGAAAAAUGUCUAGAAGUGCGCACGAAAAUAUACUUUGAUAAUGUUUCGGAUUUGCAGGAUUUUGAACGUCAUCACCUUGAGAAUAAAACACGUUUUGCGACGCAUAGUAAUAGGCUAGAUUUUAAGUGUCAUCGCUUUGAGAAUAACACGCGUUUUGCAACGGCUGAAAAAUGUCGAGAAGUGCGCACGAAAAUAUACUUUGAUAAUGUUUCGGAUUUGCAGUAUUUUGAACGUCAUCACCUUGAGAAUAAGACGCGUUUUCCAACGGAUAAUAAAUGUCGAAAAGUGCGUCUUAAUAAUGUUUCGGAAUCGCAGGAUUUUGAACGUCAUCACCUUGAGAAUAAGACGCGUUUUCCAACGGAUAAUAAAUGUCGAGAAGACACUUUACGCCUUAGUUUGAAGGAAUUUGAACGUUAUUGCUUUAAGAAUAACACGCGUUUUUCAACGGUAAAUGAAAGUAUAGAUAUGCGCACUAUAAUACACCUCAAUAACGCCACUGAUUUGCAGGAUUUUGAACUUCAUCACCUUGAGAAUAAGACGCGUUUUUCAACGGCAAAUAAAAGUCUAAAAGUGCGCUAUUGGCAUGAGGUUAAUAUUUCCAAUGUGCGCACGACUAUACACCUUAAUAAUGUUUCGGUUUCGCAGGAUUUUGAACGUCAUCGCUUUGAGAAUAAGACGCGUUUUGCAACGGCUAGUAAAAGUCGAUAUGUGCGUGAUUGGUAUGAGGUUAAUAUUUCCAAUGUGCGCACGAUCAUAGACUGUAACAUUUUGUCAGAUUUGCAGGAUUUUGGACGUCAUCACCUUGAGAAUAAGACGCGUUUUCCAACGGAUAAUAAAUGUCGAAAAGUGCGUCUUAAUAAUGUUUUGGAUUCGCAGGAAUUUGAACGUCAUCGCUUUGAGAAUAAGGCGCGUUUUGCAACGGCUAGUAAAAGUCGAUAUGUGCGUGAUUGGAAAGAGGGCAAUUUAAGUGCGAACGUGCGUCGCGCGAACGUCAUACUCCGUACUAUCUUUAUAUAUGUGUAUUUAAGUGUAAGUAGUGUAGUGUCUCUUGGCGUGGACAACGCCGUAGUAUAUACUAGUCAUAGUUCGAAUCUCAGCACAAUUUUGAGUGCCGUCAUUUUGACGGACGCGAUGACGGAUGCAUGGAAACGACGAGUGAGUAUCGUAUUGACAUUUCUGACGUUGACACACGUUUCAGCUAAUUUGACUGUCUUUGGAGCUUUAAUAUUGACACUGUCAAUGACCGACACGAACGCAUCUUUGACUGAAGCUCGGUCGGUUGUUACGCUGACAGCUAUCAAGAUGACAGACGUCACACUGACAGCUGUCAAGAUGGCAGACGUCACACUGACAGCUGUGAUUUUGGCGGUAUCGUCUGCCCUAGCGGUUUCAAUUUUAUUUAUAGCUACUCUUAGUGUAAUCGUUUUUCACGCCGCGUCGCACGCGGCACGCGUAUUGUUUGAAGCUUUAAAUGUCUACGUCAGAAUGACGGAUGACGGAUCGGUCGAUGGGGUGUCUACCGUCAAAAUGGGGGUGUUCUCUGUAUGUGUAUUCCAAUUAUACAACGGGCGUGCGUUUAUAAUAUGUGUGUGUGUUAGAAUAGGAGCGCGUGAUUCGUACGUUUUCUACCCGCUUUACGCCGUAUCUGAUUUUUACCCUCCGCCAGAAGGGGGGUUAUGUUUUUUUGUGUGGAAAUUUGUUUUAAUGGACUUUAAAUUUAGGUUUGAUUAUUUAAAUGUAUUUAUUAUUAUCGAUAAGCUCUCUGAUAUUAAAAUGGCGGCUAGUGUGUGUGUAUCAUUGGACGAGCUAGUGUGCGUUUAUAAAAGUAUGUCGGACGCCAUUUUGAAUUUGAAAGCGUAUUGCCGUUUCGGUGAUUUUUCUUUAGUGUUAAGCGUAAUACCUGUGAUUUUUUAUUGUUAUUAUAAUUUUAUUAUCGACAACGUGAUUCCUAAUAUAGUUUUAUUGUUUUUGAAUUGGUCUGUGAUUCUGAUGCCAUUUUUUAUAGUAUGUUACCCGGUAAGCGGUUUUUACCCGACUGCGAAAGGAGGGUUAUGUUUUUUAGUUUAUAGUUUAGGUUCCAAUUUUAUCAACGUGGUUGGUGUUGUUUUUGAAACUGACAGUUUGGAAUUGUUGUGAUGGUUGUAUUUUUUAGUCUGACAACAAUUGUGAAUGGUUCUGGAAUCUAUGGGCUACAUUUCUAGCUCUCACCUGUAACCAUAAAGUUAAUUUUCUGAAUAAAGCAACAAACAACUGAGCGAGCGAGAUGUCACUAGCAGCAACACUGUGUGUUAAAAAGAGAUGCGUGAUGCCGUCGCCGUCACGUCAAACAGAACCGUUUUUGCAACUAUGUGACAGUUCAGAGGCACGCAGUGGCACGCUCAAAAUUUACACUCUGAUUUUUUUUUGGUAUAAAAAUUACCUUGAUCUCAAAAGUUUGGUGACGAGUAAUAUAUCUUAAUACUAUGCAAAUAAAGUUAAAAUUGACAUAACAUUCCAAACAAAUCCACGGACCAUUCGCAAUUUUGUACAAAUUAAAAAAUUGUACCAAUUUUUCAAAUAGACUGAUUUACUAAGAUCUCAUAGAAUGAGUAAAAAAAACUUAAUAUUUAUUUAUUUAUAUGUUAAAUGUAUUUAACUGACGGUGCAAAGGCAGCACCUCUUGUGGUAAAAUGCAAAAAUAAUUACUACAGGGUGUUAGGUAAAUGGGUAUAUGA
Molecule: messenger RNA, 4160 nt
Organism: Ostrinia furnacalis (Asian corn borer)
Lineage: Eukaryota; Metazoa; Arthropoda; Insecta; Lepidoptera; Crambidae
Product: CUE domain-containing protein 2
Exons: 7
Coding region: 232-1101 (289 amino acids)
Source: RefSeq, a predicted model, not a curated record